Cynara cardunculus var. scolymus (artichoke) is the source of this 2007-nucleotide messenger RNA. RefSeq names its product rhamnogalacturonate lyase B-like. Gene Ontology annotation, biological process: carbohydrate metabolic process. Bases 1 to 2007 code for a protein of 668 amino acids. The record is from RefSeq and is a predicted model, not a curated record. Gene Ontology annotation, molecular function: carbohydrate binding; catalytic activity. The transcript is spliced from 15 exons. NCBI's taxonomy places the organism in Eukaryota, Viridiplantae, Streptophyta, Magnoliopsida, Asterales, Asteraceae.
AUGCAUCCUGGAUUCCUCUUGCUCACUACUUUCAGCUUCUACGUUUUCUCAUCAGAUGAGUUAUGGCUGACAAGAGCUCAAGGAUCAUCAAUGGAUGUUACAGCAGGGGUAAACCUCAGCUUUCAAGGCAAUUAUGUGGUAAUAAGUAACGGCAUAGUUAAGGUCACCCUAUCAAAUCCGCAAGUAUAUGUGACGGGCAUACAAUACGACGGGAUCGACAAUUUGCUCGAUGUAAUAAACGAAGAAACUAAUCGAGGGUAUUGGGAUGUUGUUUGGAGUGAUUGGGGAGCCACCAAAACCACAGGUUCCAUGGAAAGACUUGAAGGAACGCAUUGUGAUGUUAUAGUACAAACUAAAGAACAAGUGGAACUCUCCUUUUCGAGAACAUGGACUUAUUCCAACAAGGGCAAGCUAGUCCCUCUUAAGAUCGACAAAAGGUUUAUUUUGCUUCAUGGGUCAUCAGGAUUUUAUACAUAUGCAAUAUUGGAACAUUUAGCAGAAUGGCCAAGUUUCAAUCUUGAUUAUACAAGACUUGUUUUCAAGCUGAGGAGAAACAAGUUUCAUUAUAUGGUUGUGUCUGAUUAUCGAAAACGGGAUAUGCCUUCAGCAAUCGAUCGGACUCCAGAAAGAAGCCAAAUAUUAGAUUAUCCUGAGGCGGUCCUUCUUGUAGACCCCAUUGAGCCUCGGUUCAAAGGCGAGGUAGAUGAUAAAUAUCAAUACACAAGUGAAUUAAAGGAUCUUGGUGUCCAUGGAUGGAUAAGUAAUGAUCCACCGGUGGGAUUUUGGCAUAUUACGCCAAGUAAUGAGUUUAAGGUUGGAGGUCCUACCAAGUCAGAGUUAACUUCUCAUGUUGGGCCUACAACUCAAACUCUUUUUUCGAGUGCUCAUUAUGGCGGAAAUGAUAUGGUGCUGAAAUUUGGCAGAGGAGAGUGGUGGAAGAAAGUCUUAGGUCCGAUUUUUAUAUAUCUCAAUACUGUUCCAAACAGAAAAGACCUUCAUAUGCUUUGGGAUAAUGCCAAAAACCAGAUGUCUACUGAAGUUAAAAAAUGGCCAUAUGACUUUCUUGCUUCGAAGGACUUUCAAUCCGCUAGUCAACGGGGUGCCGUUACGGGUAGAUUACUCGUCCUAGAUAGGUUCAUUACUGGUGGUCGUAGUGUACCCGCAAAGAGGGCUUAUGUCGGGUUAGCACCACCGGGGGAUAUAGGAUCAUGGCAAAGAGAAAACAAGAAAUACCAAUUUUGGACCGAAACAAAUGAGAAAGGUCACUUUUCAAUUCCAAACGUAAUCGCCGGCAAAUACAAUCUAUACGCUUGGGUCCCGGGAUUUAUUGGUGAUUUUAGAAAUUCUGAGAUUAUUGAUAUUGCUUCAAGGGUUAAUAUCAAUUUGGGUGAUCUUUUAUAUGAACCCCCAAGAGAUGGGCCAACUUUAUGGGAGAUCGGUGUUCCAGAUCGAACUGCGGCAGAAUUUUUCAUCCCUGAUCCUAACCCGAAAUACCUUAACAAGUUCCUUCUCAUUUACGGCCCUAACAGGUACAGACAAUAUGGAUUAUGGGACAGAUACACAGACCUAAACCCUUAUCAUGAUUUAGUGUACACAGUUGGACAGAGUAAUUAUACAAAAGAUUUUUUCUUUGCGCAUGUCUUGAGGAGAAUGAGUACAGGUGUUUACGUGAAGACAACAUGGACGAUCAGGUUUAGCCAUUAUAAUUUCAACAAAAGUGAGACAUAUGUCCUUAGAUUGGCACUUGCUUCUGCACAUGAGGCUAAUAUACAGGUUCGUAUUAAUGAUUUACACAAGCUACCUUUAUUUUCAACGGGGAUAAUUGGGAGAGGCAAUGCAAUUGCAAGGCAUGGAAUACACGGUUUGUAUUGGCUAUUCAAUAUCGAAAUACCAGGCACCAAUCUGUAUACUAAUGGAGUGAAUUGCAUCUACUUAACGCAAGCAAACAACGGGAGUCGUUUUCAAGGAGUAAUGUACAAUUACAUCCGUUUAGAAGCUCGUCGUUAA